UGUCCCCAGCAGCCCACCCUUGCAACAGAUAUACCCAUCAAUAAUAUUACAGAUGUAGAGCCACUAAUUCAAAGAUUCAAUUAUUCAAGAAUUGUUAUACGAAUAAACCCACUUGUUUAUAUCUAGCUUUUGCAGAGUUUGGAUCGAUCAACGUGUAAAGUUUUUUUUUUAAUUUUCAUGCAGUUGCAUUUGAAAUCAGCUUUUGCAUGAGAAAGUAUUAAUGGCGACUGAAGCAGAAACUCCAGAACCAGUUUCAUUAACGAAAAUAGUAGGGGAAAAUAUUUACUUGGAGAAAGAGCAGUCUGAAUGCCGGGUAGAAAAAGGAGAAAUGCAAGUAGCCACCGGGCCAGAAGCCAUGAAUACCACCAUUGAAGCCAAUGUUGAAACCGCUGAGGGUGAAAGAUUUUUGGAAUCAUCCUCUGGUGUUGAGGUUUCCUGUACAGACACCUACAAUGAAUCGAAACAGAUGGUGGUGGACAAUGUAAAAACUGAGGUUGCAGAUGAGUCCGGAAAGGGGGGAAGUGAAAUCAUGGAAGAUUCAGAAGAGAAACCAGAGAAGAAUGACAAGAGCCAUGCCAUUGAAAGUCUUACAGGAAGUAGUUUACGGAUGGCAGAGAUUGAAGAACCGGAUUUCACCAGACAGCGAGUUUCAGAGGAAUGGAGCAUUGGUUCACAUUCUGAAGUUAUUACAGACCAAGAUGUUCCUGUUGAAGAUAAGAGCUUGGAGAAAGAAACAGGUCAAGUGCAUCAUAAUGAGGAAGUUGACGGCAAUAAGGAAGUUAUUGGCAUACCUGAGACCAAAUUGGAUCAUGAAGGAGAAGCUUCAAUUCGUGUGCUGGAUUUAACAGUAGCCAGCUUUAACAAGGAUGGCACUGGAGAGGCCUUCACCCAAAGUAUAGCAGUGCGUCCAGACAUACAGAGUGAUGAAGAAGCAACCUCAAAAAUCAAGGAGGGCGAUGAGGAAAUUGUUCAUAAGCCAUAUGCCACAUCUGCAACAGAAGCAUCGAGCAUACAUGAAGCAGAACUUAAAGAAAAUAUUGAAGUGAAUGAGAAAAUUACAAAAGAUAAAUGCAUUUCAGAUGAGGACAUAUGCGGGGAAGGAAGUACUUUCUUUGUGACCAAGGACAACACUGGUGAUACAGAAACCAUUAAUGCCUUGGAGCACAGUCAAAGUGGAAUGUCAAGCCAUGAGCCAAGGCCAGAGAACUUGCAGCAAAAUAAACCAGAAGAGGAGAAGCUUGAAAGGGCAUUAAGUGUGGUGGACAAGGAUUUUAUUGUUGCUGCAUUAACCGAACAUGCUGAAACAAUUGAAGAGGAAGCAUACAUUGAAAACCAGAAUGGAAGGUAUGAGGAAAGAAUCAUUGAUGCCUUGGAGCAUAGUCAAAGUGAAACAUCCUACCACGAGGAGAAGCCAGAGAACUCCAGUAUAGACGUUUCAACCGAAUCUGCUGAAACAAGGACAAGUGUUGAAGGACAGAUACCCUUUAAAAGCCAAGAAGAAAGCUUUGAAAAAAUAAUAAAGGAAGACUUAUCAAUCCACACUGAUGCUGAUAGUAAAAAUGAGAUUCCAGAGGAUAAGGACAUACCACAAAUUGAAUUGAAUGAGAAGACAGAAGGUGCAGAAGUUGAGGUCCCAAAUGAGAAUGCGACUGAUAUACAUGAUCCUCAUCCACUGAUUGAAGUAGCCAAACAGACUGAAGAAAUAAAUUUGGAUAAGGUCUCCAGCAUUGAACCUGAGGGAAGAGCUCAGGAAGUAAAUGAAGCCUCAACAGAAGAGAAGUAUAUUAAAGAUCCACCUGAGCCUUACCAGAGUCAGAAUAUGACAAUUGUAGAACAUCCAUCUACAGAAGAGGAAGUAAAAACAGAAUUGACACCCCGAACAAAUGAAACAGAUAUAAAGGAACUCUAUGUACCUGAAUUGGAAUCCGAGGAAAAGUCGGUGAUCAAGGGUAACAUUGCUGCAGAAAAGUCAGAAGAAGAGAACAAUACAGAGCAAAUCAUAGAACUAGAAUCAGUUGAACAAGUUUCAGUCAAGAGCUUAGAAGAUGAGGAAAAGAAAGCAGAGGAGGUCACUGGAGAGAUUAGUGACAACUUCAAGACAGAAAGAGCAGCGGAAAGCAUUGAACACGAGGCAAGUAAAACCACUGAAAGCCCUCAAGAAAUUCCUGAUACUUGCCAAGUGAAGGAAGAAGAAAGUUUGCAGGAAGAAGAGAAGAACCUAACUGCAACAGAAUCUUCACUGGAAGAGAAAAUAGAGAAAAAUGAACCAGAAGAGAAGCUUGAACAGCCAUUACAUUUGAUCACUGAAAAGAAUGAAACAUUUAGUUCAGAAGCUAAUGAAACACCUUGUCAAAUGGAGGAAGGGGCUACUGAAACUCUUAAAGAAGCUCCACAGAAAGAAGAAACUGAAAAAGAAACAGAAGAGAAUAAUGACACCGAGGGCAACAAAACAGCAAUAGAAGAGGAUCUUCAAAUGCUUGUUGAAACAUCUAAUGCUAGUGAAAGCAUAGAGACUACAACUCUUGAACCCAAGACAGAAUUUAGUAAUGUGGUGGCCGAAGAUGACAUCAAAAUGGAAGAUACUAAAGAGUUGCUUGAAAGUUGUAAGGAUACUGGAAAGAACGAGGAAGCUGAAAAAUGGAGCAUAGUUACUUCAACCGAAUCAGCUGAAACAAGGACAAGUGUCCAAGGAGGGACACCCUUUAAGGGCCAAGAAGAAAGCUUUGAAAAAAUAAUUAGGGAAGACUUACCAAUCCACACUGACACUGAUAGUAAAAAUGAGAUUUCAGAGGAUAAGGACGUACCAGAAAUGGAAUUGAAUGAAAAGAUAGAAGGUGCAGAAGUUGAGGUCCCAAAUGAGAAUGUGAAUGAUAUACAUGAUCCUCAUCCAUUAAUUGAAGUAGCCAAAAAGACUGAAGAAAUAAAUUUGGAUAAAGUCUCCAGCUUCGAACCCGAAGGAAGAACUCAAGAAGUAAAUGAUGCCUCAAUGGAAGAGAAGUAUAUCGAAGAUCCACCUGAGCCUUACCAGAGUCGGGAUGUGACAAUUGUAAAGCAUCCAUCUAUAGAAGGGGAAGUGAACACACCCCAAACAAAUGAAACAGAUGCAACUGAAUUGGAAUCUGAGGAAAAGUCAGUGAUCAAGGGUAACACUACUCCAGAAAAGUCAGAAGAAGAGAGCAAUAUAGAGCAAGUCGUAGAACUAGAAUCAGUUGAACAAGUUUCUGUCAAGAGCUUAGAAGAUGAAGAAAGGAAAGCAGAGGAGGUCACAGGAGAGAUUAGUGAGAACUUCGAGACAGAUAGAGCUGCGGAAAGUGUUGAACACGAGGCAAGUAAAACCACUGAAAGCCCUCAAGAAAUUCCUGAUACUUGCCAAGUGAAGGAAGAAGAAAGUUUGCAGAAAGAGGAGAACCUAACUGCAACAGAAGCUUCACUAGAAGAGAAAAUAGAGAAAAAUGAACCAGAAGAGAAGCUUGAACAGCCAUUACAUUUGAUCACUGAAAAGAAUGAAACAUUUAGUUCAGAAGCUAAUGAAACACCUUGUCAAAUGGAGGAAGGGGCUACUGAAACUCUUAAAGAAGCUCCACAGAAAGAAGAAACUGAAAAAGAAACAGAAGAGAAUAAUGACACCGAGGGCAACAAAACAGCAAUAGAAGAGGAUCUUCAAAUGCUUGUUGAAACAUCUAAUGCUAGUGAAAGCAUAGAGACUACAACUCUUGAACCCAAGACAGAAUUUAGUAAUGUGGUGGCUGAAGAUGACAUCAAAAUGGAAGAUACUAAAGAGUUGCUUGAAAGUUAUAAGGAUACUGGAAAGAACGAGGAAGCUGAAAAAUGGAGCAUAGUUACUUCAACCGAAUCAACUGAAACAAGGAUAAGUGUCCAAGGAGGGACACCCUUCAAGGGCCAAGAAGAAAGCUUUGAAAAAAUAAUUAGGGAAGACUUACCAAUCCACACUGACACUGAUAGUAAAAAUGAGAUUUCAGAGGAUAAGGACGUACCAGAAAUGGAAUUGAAUGAAAAGAUAGAAGGUGCAGAAGUUGAGGUCCCAAAUGAGAAUGUGAAUGAUAUACGCGAUCCUCAUCCAUUGAUUGAAGUAGCCAAAAAGACUGAAGAAAUAAAUUUGGAUAAAGUCUCCAGCUUUGAACCCGAAGGAAGAACUCAGGAAGUAAAUGAUGCCUCAACAGAAGAGAAGUAUAUCGAAGAUCCACCUGAGCCUUACCAGAGUCAGGAUAUGACAAUUGUAGAGCAUCCAUCUAUAGAAGGGGAAGUGAACACACCCCAAACAAAUGAAACAGAUGCAACUGAAUUGGAAUCUGAGGAAAAGUCAGUAAUCAAGGGUAACACUACUCCAGAAAAGUCAGAAGAAGAGAGCAAUAUAGAGCAAGUCAUAGAACUAGAAUCAGUUGAACAAGUUUCUGUCAAGAGCUUAGAAGAUGAAGAAAGGAAAGCAGAGGAGGUCACAGGAGAGAUUAGUGAGAACUUCGAGACAGAUAGAGCUGCGGAAAGCAUUGAACACGAGGCAAGUAAAACCACUGAAUGCCCUCAAGAAAUUCCUGAUACUUGCCAAGUGAAGGAAGAAGAAAGUUUGCAGAAAGAAGAGAAGAACCUAACUGCAACAGAAUCUUCACUGGAAGAGAAAAUAGAGAAAAAUGAACCAGAAGAGAAGCUUGAACAGCCAUUACAUUUGAUCACUGAAAAGAAUGAAACAUUUAGUUCAGAAGCUAAUGAAACACCUUGUCAAAUGGAGGAAGGGGCUACUGAAACUCUUAAAGAAGCUCUACAGAAAGAAGAAACUGAAAAAGAAACAGAAGAGAAUAAUGACACCGAGGGCAACAAAACAGCAAUAGAAGAGGAUCUUCAAAUGCUUGUUGAAACAUCUAAUGCUAGUGAAAGCAUAGAGACUACAACUCUUGAACCCAAGACAGAAUUUAGUAAUGUGGUGGCCGAAGAUGACAUCAAAAUGGAAGAUACUAAAGAGUUGCUUGAAAGUUGUAAGGAUACUGGAAAGAACGAGGAAGCUGAAAAAUGGAGCAUAGUUACUUCAACCGAAUCAGCUGAAACAAGGACAAGUGUCCAAGGAGGGACACCCUUUAAGGGCCAAGAAGAAAGCUUUGAAAAAAUAAUUAGGGAAGACUUACCAAUCCACACUGACACUCAGAGUAAAAAAGAGAUUUCAGAGGAUAAGGAUGUACCAGAAAUGGAAUUGAAUGAAAAGAUAGAAGGUGCAGAAGUUGAGGUCCCAAAUGAGAAUGUGAAUGAUAUACGUGAUCCUCAUCCAUUGAUUGAAGUAGCCAAAAAGACUGAAGAAAUAAAUUUGGAUAAAGUCUCCAGCUUCGAACCCGAAGGAAGAACUCAGGAAGUAAAUGAUGCCUCAACGGAAGAGAAGUAUAUCGAAGAUCCACCUGAGCCUUACCAGAGUCGGGAUGUGACAAUUGUAGAGCAUCCAUCUAUAGAAGGGGAAGUGAACACACCCCAAACAAAUGAAACAGAUGCAACUGAAUUGGAAUCUGAGGAAAAGUCAGUGAUCAAGGGUAACACUACUCCAGAAAAGUCAGAAGAAGAGAGCAAUAUAGAGCAAGUCGUAGAACUAGAAUCAGUUGAACAAGUUUCUGUCAAGAGCUUAGAAGAUGAAGAAAGGAAAGCAGAGGAGGUCACAGGAGAGAUUAGUGAGAACUUCGAGACAGAUAGAGCUGCGGAAAGCGUUGAACACAAGGCAAGUAAAACCACUGAAAGCCCUCAAGAAAUUCCUGAUACUUGCCAAUUGAAGGAAGAAGAAAGUUUGCAGAAAGAAGAGAACCUAACUGCAACAGAAGCUUCACUAGAAGAGAAACUAGAGAAAAAUGAACCAGAAGAGAAGCUUGAACAGCCAUUACAUUUGAUCACUGAAAAGAACGAGACAUUUAGUUCAGAAGCUAAUGAAACACCUUGUCAAAUGGAGGAAGGGGCUACUGAAAUUCUUAAAAAGGCUUUGCAGAAAGAAGAAACUGAAAUGGAAACAGAAGAGAAUAAUGACAUCGAGGGCAGCAAAAUAGCAAUAGAAGAGGAUCUUCAAAUGCCUGUUGAAACAUCUAAUGCUAGUGGAAGCAUAGAGACUACAGUCCUUGAACCCAAGACAGAAAUUAGUAAUAUGGUGGCUGAAGAUGACAUCAAAAUGGAAGAUACUAAGGAGUUGCUUGAAAGCUGUAAGGAUACUGGAAAGGAUGAGGAAGCUGACAAGCAUGAAAGGAAGGAGGAAUGUGUUACUAUACCAGAAGCUUUUGAAGAAAAAACUGUCCAAUGUUCUGAAGAGGAUAAAAAAGAGGAAGAAGAGUCUAGAGGACUUGAAGUAGAGAAAAUUGAGCAAAGCUCUGAGGAAGGCCAUACAGUUACUAAUAUCUCAUCAGAAUUGACUGAACAAGAAACAGCUGUGAUUCAUCCACGAGAUACAAAUGAGGUGAAGAAGCCAGAAGGAGAGAACAACUUAAAACAAAUUGUUGAAGAGACUAAUGUUAGAGACUUCAUUCCUCAAUCAGUUGACCAAGUUCUUGUCAAGAAUUUAGAAAAUGAGGAAAAGGAAGCAAAGGAUUUCACAGGAAAGUAUUUUGAGUCUGAGACAGAAAAAACAACCAAGAGUAUUGUGAAUGAGACAUGCAAAACCAUUGAAAGCCCCAGAGAAAUUCCUGAUACUUUCCAAGAGAAACAAGGAGAAAGUUUGCAAAGGGAAGCGAAGAAUGAAACUGUAACAGAAUCUUCUCCAGAAGAGAAAUCACUGGAAAGUGAACUGACAGAGAAGCUUGAAAAACCAUUAUCUUCAGACUCUAAUGAAAAUGAGGCAUUUGUUUCAAAUUCUAAUGAAGUGCAUAGCCUAAAGGAAGAAGGUUCUCCUCAAAACCGUGAAGAAGCUCCAGAGACAGAAGAAAAUGAGAAGGAAACAGAAUUCCAAAGCGACACCAAGGACUACAAUAUCACAUUGGAAAAGGAUGAUCAAGUAGAUGUUGAAAUAUCUGAUACAUCCAAAAGCAUUGAGAGCACUAUCCUUGAGUCCAAGGCAGAAAUGGAAAAUCUGGUGGUUGAAGAUGAUAUGAAGAAGGAAGAAUCAAAAGAGAUAUAUGAAGAAUUCAAGGAUGCAGGGGAGGUUGAGGAAACUCAAAGGCAUGACGUAACAGAAGAAUGUACUACUAUACCAGCACCUAUUGGAGAAAACACAGUGCAAAGCUCUGAAGAUGACAAAAAAGAAGAGACACCCAAAGUUCAGGCAUGUGCACAGCAUGAGACGAUUAGUUUAGGUGAGGAUGAUGAAAAACAAACUCAAAAUGAGGAAAACAUACUUGACCGGACAGGGGAACUUGAAGCAGAGAAAACAGAACAGAGCUCUAAAGAUGACCAUAUUGUUCCCCCUAUCUUAUCAAAAUCAAUUCAACAUGAAACAGCUGAAACUUAUCCAGGAAAUGCAAACGAGGCAGAGAAUCCAGGAGAGGAGGACAAACAGACUGUUGAAGAGAACAAUAUAAGAGACUGCAUUCCAGAAUCAGUUGAACAAAUUUCUGUCAAGAACUUAAAAGAUGAGGAAAAUAAAGCGGAAGAGCCUACAAGAGAGGGUUUUGAGAAGUCCAAAACGGAAGAAACAACUGAAAAUGAGACAUGUGAAACAACUGAAAGCCCAAGAGAAAUUCUUGAUACUUUCCAAGUGAAACAAGAAGAAAGUUCAGAGACCAAGGAAUUGAAUGUAACUGCUACUGAACCUUCCCAGGUGGAGGAACCACAGAAAAACAAACCAGAAGAAAAAACUGAAAAACCAUUAUCUUCAAUGUCGUACAGAAGUGAGGCAUUCAAUUCAGAUGCUGAAAAAUUGCCUUGCCAGAUAGACGAAGGAGCUCCUCAAAACCUUGAAGAAGCUCCACAUGAAGAAGAACAUGAGAAAGAAACUGAGGACAACAAAAUCUCAAUGGAAAAGGAUAACCAGGCAGCUAUUGAAACAUCUGAUCCAAGCAAAAGCGCAGAGAGGACAAUCCUGGAAUCGAGGACAAAAAUGGAUAAGAUGGUGGAUGAAGAUGGCACAGGGAAAGAACAAUCUGAAGAGUUAUGUGAAGAAAAGGAAAGCGUAGUUGAGCAGUCUAGAGAAGUGGAAGUAGAGAAAACUGAGCUGCGUUCUACAGAAGAACAUGCAAUUGCCAACAUGUCAUUGGAAUCAAUUGAUCGUGAAGCAGUUGUGAUCUCUUCAGGAAAUGAGAUCAAGGCAGAAGAAUCGGAAGGAAAGAACGAUGUAAUUAUUGAAGAAAGCAAUAUUGGAAGCCUAAUUCCAGAAAUAGUUGAGCAAGUUUCCUUAAAGAAAGUGGAAGAUGAGGAAAAGAAAGAACAUGAGUCCACAGGAGAGAUCCUUGAUAGCCCCAAGACUAAAGAAGUUGUUGACAGAACUAAACUUGAGACUGGGGAAACCUUGGAAAGCCCCAGAGAAAUUCUGGAUACUUUCCAGGAGAAACAUGGAGAAAGUUUGCAGAGUGAAGAGGACCUAACCACCGUAGAAUCUUCUCAAAACCUUGAAGAAACUCCACAGAAACAAGAAAAAGAAAAUGUAACGGAAGUAAACAAUAAUAUUGAAGAAAACAGAAUAGCAGUGGAGGAGAGUCUUCAAGAAGUUGCUGGAACAUCUGAUGCCAACACUACUACAGAAAGUACUGUCCCUGAACUGCAGACAGAAAAGGAUAAUAUGGUUGUUGAAGAUGAUGUAAAGAAGGAAGAAUCCAAAGAGUCCUAUGAAAAAUCCAAGGAUGCCGAAGUUGAGAAACAUGAAAUGGUUGAAGAAUGUGUUAACACGGAUAUAUUACAGGAAAUUACUGGAGAAAAUUCACUUAAGAGUCCUGGAGCUGAUAAAAAAGAGGAAGAGACAUCCAAAAUUGAGCUUGAGGAGACUGGUGUGGUUAAAGAAGGUGCUGAUAGAAGCAGAAGCUCAGAGUGUACAAAUAUAUUAAAGGAACCUUGUGGAGAAAAAGUACAUCAAAGCUCCGGAGAUGAUGAAAAAGAGGAAGAGACAUCCAAAACUGAGGUAAACAGUGCUGGUGAGGAUGCUGAAGAACAGUUUGUAAAAGAGGAAAUCAUGGUAGACCAGUCUAGAGAAGAAGUAGAGAAAGUUGAACAGAAAAACAAACCAGAAGAAAAGACUGAAAGCCCAUAUUCCUCAAUGUCAGACAAAAAUGAGGCAUUCAAUUCAGAUUCUGAAAAAUUACCAUGCCAGAAGGAAGAAAGAGCUCCUCAAAACGUUGAAGAAGCUUCGCAUGAAGAAGAAAAUGAGAAAGAAACAGAUGACAUCAAAAUCGCAAUGGAAGAGGAUAAUCAGGCAGUUUUUGAAACAUCUGAUACAAGCAAAAUCACAGAGAGGACAAUCCUGGAACCGAAGACAGAAAUGGAUAGGAUGGUGGAUGAAGAUGACACAGGGAAAGAACAAUCUAAAGAGUUAUGUGAAGACAAGGAUGUUGAAGUAGCUGAAGAAAAGGAAAACAUAGUUGAGCAGUCUAGAGAAGCCGAAGUAGAGAAAACUGAGCUGAGUUCUGUAGAAGAACAUGCAAUUGCGAACAUGGAAGAUGAGGAAAAGAAAGAUAAUGAGUCCACAGGAGAGAUCCUUGAUCGACUGAAGACUGAAGAAGUUGUCGACAACACUGAACUUGAGACUAGUAAAACCUCGGAAAGACCCAAAGAAAUUCUGGAUACUUUCCAGGAGAAAAAUGGAGAAAGUUUGCAGAGUGAAGAGAAGGAACUAACUACCGUAGAAUCUUCUCAAAACCUUGAAGAAGCUCCACAGAAAGAAGAAAAAGAAAAUGUAACAGAAGGAAAAAAUGAUAUUGAAGAAAAUAGAAUAACAGUGGAGGAGAGUUUUCAAGAAGUUGCUGGAACAUCUGAUGCCAACAAAACUACAGAAAGUGUUGUCCUUGAACUGAAGACAGAAAAAGAUGAUAUGGUGGUUGAAGAAGAUGUAAAGGAGGAAUCCAAAGAGUUCUAUAGAAAUUCCAACGAUGCGGAAACUGAGAAACACGAUAUGGUUGAAGAAUGCAUUAAUAUGGAUACCUUACAGGAAACUACUGGAGAAAAAUCACUUCAAAGUAGUGGAGUUGAUAAAAAAGAGGAAGAGACAUCUAAAAUUGAGCUUGAGGAAACUGGUGUGGUUCCUGGUGCUGAAACACAAACCCCGAAAGGAGGCAUAGAUGACCAGUCUACAGAAUUUGAUGCACAAAAAUCUGAAGAGAGCUUUAAAGAAGAUUAUACAUUUGGCUACAUCUUACCAGAAUCAAUUGAACAAGAAACGGUUGAGAUUUCUCCAGUUAGUGUGAACAAAAAAGAAAAGUCUGAAGGAAAGAACAAUGUAGUACAAGUGGUAGAAGAGAGCAAUAUUACAAACCUCGUUCCUGAAUCAGUUGAACAAGUUCCCGUCAAGAACUUAGAAGAGGAGGAAAAGAAGGCAGAUAUGUCCAUAGAAGAGAUUUCCGAUAACAUCAAGGUGGAAGAAGCAACUCAGAGCAUAGAAAAUGAGACAGAUAAAAAUAGACCCAUGGAAAUCCCCAGAGAAUCUCUUGAUACUUUCCGGGUGAAACUAGGAGAAAGUUUGCCUUCUGAAGAAAAGAACCUAACUACAGCAAAGGAAUCUCCACCAGGACCUCAGAUUGAAGAAUCGUUAUCAGAUAGUGGUAAAAUACCUUGCUUGAUGGAGGACGGGGCUUCACAAACUGAAGGAACUCUACUGACAGCAGAAAAAGAGAAUGAAACAGAAGAUAACAAUCAAUCCAAGGACAAGAAAAUACAGAAGGAAGAGGAUCCAGAAGUAGUUGGUGAAACAUCUGACACAAGCAAAAGUGCAGAGAGUAUUGUGCUGGAACUGAAGUCAGAAAUGGAUAAUAGGAUAGCUGAAGAUGACAUAAAGAAUGAAGAAAGCCCAGAGCUAUGUGAAAAUUUUGUCAAUCCUGCUAAGGUUGAGGAAAUCGAACAGCGUGGUGUUUCAACAAAAGAAAUAGUUCAAAGCUCUGAAGAAGACAAAAAGGAGGAAGAAAUACCCCAAAUUGAGGUAAGUUCUUACAGUGAGCCAAACAGGGUAGAGAAGCAGUCGAGAGAUUUUGAAGUUGAGAAAACUGAGCAAAGCUUUAAGGAGGAGCAUACGAUUGCCAACAUUUUACCACAAUCAAUUGAACAAGAAACAGCUGAGAUCCAUGAAGAAAGUGAAAACAAGGCAGAAGAGUCAGAAGGAAGGGACAGAAUAGAGCAGGUAGUAGAAGAAAGCAAUAUCCACAUAACAGAAUCUUCAAUAGAGAAAAACCCUCAGGAAAGUGAACCUGAAGAGAAGCAUGAACACUUGCUGCCUUCGACAAAGUCUGAUAAAACUGAGGCAUUUAUUUCAGAAAAUGCUACAAUGCCUUGUCAGAUGGAAGAAAAGGUUGCUCAAAACCUUGAAGAAGCUUCACAGAAAGAAGAGCAUAUGAAAGAAACAGAUGACAACAAAAUAGAAGUGCAAGAGCAGGAAGUUCAAGAAGGUGUUGGAGAAAAAAUAAAUCAAAGCUCUGGAGAUGAUGACAUAAAUCAAAGUGCAGAGAGUACAACUGAAGAUGACAUAAAGAAUGAAGAAAGCCAAGAGUUAUGUGAAAAUUUUGUCGAUGCUGCUAAGUUUGAGGAAAUCGAACAGCAUGAUGUUCCGGAUGAAUGUGUUUCUACAAAAGAAAUAGUUCAAAGCUCUGAAGAAGUCAAAAAAGAGGAAGAGAUACCCGAAAUUGAGGUAAGUUCUUACAGUGAGCCAACCAGGGUAGAGGAGCAGUCAAGAGAAUUUGAAGUUGAGAAAACUGAGCAAAGCUUUAAGGAGGAACAUACUGUUGCUGACAUUUCACCGCCAUCAAUUGAACAAGAAGCAACUGAGAUCCAUGAAAAAAGUGAAAACAAGGCAGAAGAGUCAGAAGGAAAGAACAUAGCAGAGCAGGAAGUAGAAGAGAGCAAUAUCGACGCAACAGAAUCUUCAAUAGACAAAAACCCUCAGGAAAGUGAACCUGAAGAGAAGCUUGAACACUUGCUGCCUUCAGAAAAUGACAAAAUGCCCUGGCAGAUGGAAGAAAAGGCUGCUCAAAACCUUGAAGAAGCUCCACAGAAAGAAGAGCAUAUGAAAGAAACAGAUGACAACAAGGACGACAAAAUCGAAGCGCAAGAGCAGGAAGUUCAAGAAAGUGCUGAUAGAAGCAAAAGCUCAGACUUUACAAAUAUCUCACUGGAAUCUACUGAAGAAAAAAUACAUCAAAGCUCUAGAGAUGAUAAAAAUGAGGAAGAGACAUCCAAAACAGAGGCAAGCAGUGUUGGUGAGGAUGCUGAAGUACAGUCUGUGAAAGAAGAAGACGAUAUAGAAUCGAAGAUGCCCACUGAGGAGAGCAAGAGAACUCAAAAAGUUGAUGAAGAUGUGGAUGCCAAAAUGCAGAAUAUAGAAGGCGACAGAGCAGAGAACAACAUUGAGGCAUCUGAGACAGCUGAUUUCACCACAAGCAGAGAAAUUCAGAGCAUAGUAGAUACUAAAGAAGGCCUCAUUUCUUCCACUGUUGAAGAUGAUACUGUAGUGGAAAGGUCACUGGAAGAUGGAAGGAAAGCGAUGAAGGUUGAUGAAUUAAGUUCAGCAUUUGUUGAAGAGAUUGAGGAGACAAGCUCUGCAAUGGAAAAAGUCUCUGAGACCUUAAAGGACAGUGAAAAAUCAAACGUCAAUUCAUCUCCUAGAGAAAUCGGUGAAUGCCUAGAUGAAAAAUCCUCCUUGGUGCCAGAAGCGUCAGAAGAAAUCACAGAAAAAGAAGAGAAAAUUAUUGAUGAUUCGGAUUUUGCAUCUGUUAUGGUGUCAAAAGAAGAAAUCUGCUUGACAGAAACUGAACCCGAAGGGGAAAAGCAAGUAGAAUGUCAAGCAACUGAAAAAAGAGAAAACAUAAAGGAAGAUGAAGUUCCUGACAUAAGAAGCGAAGACAAAAAAGACGCCACCAGUGAUAAGAGGCCCCUAGAAGAAACACCAGAAGAAGUGGAAUCUUCUACAAUGACAUCGAAAGAACAUGGAAUCGUGACUGGUGAAGCGAGAGAAACAACAAAUCUAUCAAAUGUUUCUGAAGUGGGGCUUGUAGACACCGAUAAGGAACCUGCAAAUGAGGAAGUUCAAAAAGAGAGGUUUGAGGAUUUGUAUGUCCAUUCCGAGUUGGACAAAGAUAAUCCUCUCUCUGUAUCAGAAGGUGUAGAAAUCUCAAAGGAAGAAGAGAGUAGAGAACUAGCAGAUCGCACUGAUGAUUGCGCAUCAAAGACUUUGGAAGAUGUUGAAUCAUCAAUUUCAUCAUCAAAACCGGAAAAAACUGAAGAUAAUCCCUUUGAUGAGGCUCUGAAAACUACUGAAACUUAUAACAUAUGUGCUGACACUGGAAAAGAUGUUCUUGAACAAGAGAUGAUUGAAGAUAAGGAAUAUGUUGAAGUUGAAAAGGAGGUAAUUGAACAGAAAGGAGAAGCUGAAAGCCAGAGACUAGAAGAUGAAGACACCAAAUAUACAGCUGAAGAGAUUGUUAAAUCAGCUGAUCGUGAUCAGAUACUUCAACACCCCUCUGAAGCUGGGUCUGGAGAUGGAAGUUAUGAAAUGCUCCCUGAAACUGACAAGAACCAAAUUGAGGAAAACUGCAGUAACAUCAAGAAGCAAGAAGAUGAAAAUGAGAAAGAGGAACCGAAAUUGGAGGCUGAUGAUUUCAAAGAACAAAAUGCAAAUGAGACGAAAAAGGCUGUAAUCUUAGCUGAAGAAACUCUUGAGGAAGUUGAGCAAUCAAAUGAUAGUGAAGUCACCAAGGAACCAGUUCUACAGGAAGAGCAUGGCAUAAGUGAACCUCAUGUAUUAUCCAUUGUAGGUGAAAGAACUUAUGAGGUACUAGACUCAUCUCCAGAAUACAGUGAAUACACAGGGACUGUGGACUCCAGAAAGAAGAUGGAAACUGAAAGUUCAGAGGUCGAAGAGAGCUCAAUCACGGAAAGAGAAGCAUCCUUUUCUGGACAGUCAAAAGAACAAAAAGUAGAAGACGGUGGUAUUGAGCCACCAGCUGAGUUGGAAGAGAAGACUGAGGAGAUUACAGAGAGUUCAAAAAACCAAAAUGCAACUUUUACAACAGAGACAGAAGCAAUCCCCGGGGAAGCUCAACUGCAUGGCAGGCUUGUUGAGGACGAAGGUGAGCCAUGUUCAGAAAAAACUGAAGAGAGUUCAAUCAGGGAAAGAGAAGCAUUCUUUGCAGGACAGUCAAAAGAACAAAAAGUAGAAGACAGUAGUAUGGAGCCACCAGCUGAGUUGGAAGAGAAGAUUGAGGAGAUUACGGAGAGUUCAAAAAGCCAUAGUGCAACUUUGACAACAGAGGCAGAAGCAGUCCCAGGGGAAGCUCAACUGCAUGGCAGGCUUGUUGAGGACCAAGGUGAGCCAUGCUCAGAAAAAACUGAAGAGAGUUCAAUCAGGGAAAGAGAAGUAUCCUUUGCAGGACAAUCAAAAGAACAAAAAGUAGAAGACAGUAGUAUUGAGCCACCAGCUGCGUUGGAAGAGAAGAUUGAAGAGAUUACAGAGAGUUCAAAAAGCCAGAAUGCAACUUUGAAAACAGAGACAGAAGCAGUCCCAGGGGAAGCUCAACUGCAUGGCAGGCUUGUUGAGGAUCAAGGUGAGCCAUGUUCAGAAAAAACUGAAGAGAGUUCUAUCAGGGAAAGAGAAGCAUCCUCUGCAGGACAAUCAAAACAACAAAAAGUAGAAGACAGUAGUUUCGAGCCACCAGCUGAGUUAGAAGAGAAGAUUGAGGAGAUUACAGAGAGUUCAAAAAGCCAUCAUGUAACUUUGACAGCAGAGACAGAAGCAAUCCCAGGGGAAGCUCAAUUGCAUGGCAGGCUUGUUGAGGACCAAGGUGAGCCAUGUUCAGAAAAAACUGAAAUUGAGUAUGCUCUGCAGGGUAAAGAAGUUAACAGCAUGAAAAUUGAAGAAACCUCCAGUGACUUGACACCUGAACUCCAAACUGUGGAAUAUAUAGUAACAGAAGAACCUGACGAGACCAAAAGAGCUUCUGAACCAUUUCAUGAGUCCAAAGAGGGCACUGAAGAAACUGAAUUGGAGAAAUGCCCGACAGUGAAAAAGCUGGAUCAAUUCACAGCAAAUGAUCUUAUUCAUGCAGAGAAAAAGAAUGAAGCUGCCUUUAGUGUGGUUUAUGAGACCCAGGAUGUGGGUGCUGAAGGAACUGCUAAAACUGGGGAAAGCCAAACCAUAGUAACAACGGACCAGGUCCCAUCAACUAAUUCUGAGGAUGCAGAGGAAGAUAGUCCUCUGGUAGAAACUCCAAAUGCAGAUGAAAAUGAAGCCAAAGUAGUUCAAGAAGCAAUUUGUGAGUCCAAAGAUCAAGGCAUUGAAGAAUCCGGGGAAAGCGCGGGUGUUGAAAAGCUGGACCAAGUCCCAGCUACUAACUCUGGGGAUGUAAUGAAAGGGAGUGUACCUGAGGGACAUUCAGAAGCUGAUGAAGUUGUGGAAACCGAAAUAGCUUCUAUAAUAAUUCCCCAGUCCAGAGAGCAAGGCACUAACGAGAGUGAUGAAACUGGGAAAAGCCCAACUGCAGAGAAGCCAUAUACAGAUAAAAGCGAAGAAGCUUGCAAAGAAACAUCCGACCAUGGAGUUAUUGGAGAGCCAUGUAUAGAACCUAUUGAAAAGCUGGACCAAGUCCCAGCUACUAACUCUGAGGAUGUAAUGAAAGGGAGUGUACCUGAGGAAAAUUCAGAAGCAGAUGAAGUUGUGGAAACCGAAAGAGCUUCUAAAAUAGUUCCUCUGUCCAAAGAGCAAGGCACUGACGAGAGUAAUGAAACUGGGAAAAGCCCAGCUGUAGAAGAGACAGAUAAAGAUAAAAGCGAAGAAGCUUGUGAAGAAACAUCCGAAUAUGGAGUUUUUAGAGAACAAGAUAAAGAACCUGUGGAAAAGCUGGACCAAGUUCCAGCAACUUACUCUGGGGAUGUAGUGAAAAGGAGUGUACCUGAGGAAAAUUCAGAAGCAGAUGGAGUUGUGGAAACUGAUAUAGCUUCUAAUAUAGUUGCCCAGUCCAAAGAGCAAGGCACUAACGAGAGUGAUGAAACUGGGAAAAGCCCAACUGCAGAGAAGCCAUAUACAGAUAAAAGUGAAGAGGCUUGCAAAGAAACAUCCGACCAUGGAGUUAUUGGGGAGCCAGGUAUAGAACCUAUUGAAAAGCUGGACCAAGUCCCAGCUACUAACUCUGAGGAUGUAAUGAAAGGGAAUGUACCAGGGGAAAAUUCAGAAGCAGAUGAGGUUGUGGAAACCGAAAUAGCUUCUAAAAUAGUUCCUCUGUCCAAAGAGCAAGGCACUGACGAGAGUUAUGAAAUUGGGAAAAGCCCAACUGCAGAGAAGCCAGAUACAGAUGAAAGCGAAGAAGCAUCCGACCAUGGAGUUAUUGGAGAACCAGAUAUAGAACCUGUUCAAAAGCUGGACCAAGUUCCAGCUACUAACUCCAGGGAUGUAAUUAAAGGGAGUGUACCUGAGGAAAAUUCAGAAGCAGAUAAAGUUGUGGAAACCGAUAUAGCUUCUAAUAUAGUUCCCCAGUCCAAAGAGCAAGGCACUAACGAGAGUGAUGAAACUGGGAAAAUCCCAACUGCCUCGAAGCCAGAUACAGAUAAAAGCGGAGAAGCUUGCAAAGAAACAUCCGACCGUGAAGUUAUUGGAGAACCAAGUUUUGAUCCUGUUGCAAAAGGUGAAAUAACUGCUGAGCAGACUCCCCCGGCAGAGAAAUUAACGGAGUGGAUUCUGACUCAAACGUCUGAGUUGCCUUCUGAGUACGGAGCUACAACAACAGUUGAGAACAUAGAAGAAGAGAAAACAGAAAAGAUGGAGAAGAUGGACGAUGAUGGUCUCAAAGAUUCUUCAGCUGCAAAGUUAACAGAAGAGAUAAGCUCGUUAAAGAAAAUAUCCAGAGAGCUUGAAUCUUCCACAGUGGGGCUUUCAACCGACAAAAACAGAGAGGAGAGUCCAACUGAAGUACACUGGGAAGAAGGUCAGACCCCAGAUGGAGACAUACACCUAGAACAUCAGGAAGAUGAGAAUAAGAUAGAGUGUCUUGCUUCUUCAUCAGCAAGCAAGGACAUCAUUGAUGUAGCUACAGAAACUGAUAAAGCUUGUGAUGUCAACUUAGAGACAAGUGAAAGGGCUUUUGAAUCAAUCCAGGAAUCAGAGUUCACUGACAUGAGCGCUGAAGAAACCCACUCUAAGAAAACAAGUGAGGCAAAUAUAAUCACAGAAAAGGAAGUGUCGAAGGAAGAGAUCAAAGAGGAAAAGGAGGUAGCCGAAACUUAUCAAUCAAAUUCCCUUAGUGAAGAAAAACUGACAGAGGGCCUUCAAGAAGAUGAACAAAUGCCUGGAGAAUGUACAGGACAGAAGACAAAUUUAACAUUCGACACAACAGUCGGUGGAAGUCUAGCUGAAGAGCUGCCUAUGGUAAAUGAAAAGGCUACUGCAAGCAAGACAAUUAUAGAACAAGUCGUUGCCGAAGAUAGAAGCCUUGAGCACCCGGACAGAGUUUCAGUUGAAGACAAGAAAAUAAAAGAGAGCUUCCCAAAUAAGUUUGAGGAAAUUAAUGUUGAGGAGUCAGCGAUCAAAGUGGAUUCCAUCAAUCAGGACAGCUCUGAAAAUGACAGAACUGUAAUAGCUGAGGAAUCCAGUGAAGCCAUACUACAGAAAGAAAACUUCGAGGGGUUUGAAAAAGGGGGCAAAGAAACUCAGAAGUCGGAGGAAACCUCCUUCGUAACAAGUGAAAAGCAAGUAACGAGGGAAGAGUGCCCGGACACAAUGGCUUCAACUGGCAAUGAGCAGCAUGUUCCACCAGUGCUAUCGGAAGGAAUCCUAGAAACCUCAAGGGAUGUUGAAACAGAAGAUUUCACUAAGGUGGUUCAUUCAGAAGCCAAAGAAGAUAAGCGUGGAGAAGAAAUAAGUGAGGAGUCCACGUUGGUGGAUUCAAAUAAAGCUUCAUUGCAAAAACUCUUUGAGAAAUCCACAAGAGAAAGAACCCAAGUGGAUGAAGACGUCAAGAAAGAGAGAGACCCAACAGGCGGCAAAGAAGAAAUGCAAACUGAAGAAGCAGAAAGCCAUGAAGAGGAAGGAGAUGAACACAAAAAGACAGAUUCCGGGUCUGAUGCUCCAGUAAUGGUAGAGGCCUCUAGAGAAAUGGAAGUUAAGGCUGUUACACAUAAGAAAUCUUUAUUAUCAGGCGUUGGAUCAAAGGUGAAGCAUUCAAUUUCAAAGGUGAAGAAAGCAAUUACAGGCAAAUCUACUCACCAUCACCACUCAAAGGCAAUGUCACCAAAAUGAAGUAGUUCAUGAUCAGUGACUGCCAAUAGAGAUCAGUCGGAAGAUGUAACAGUAGAUGGUGUUGAAGAGAUUGUUUGAAUGAAAUUAGCGUGGUUUGGGAUUGUUAGAUGUAGAAGUAGUAGUGUGGAAGAGAUUGGUUGAAUCAAAUUACAAAGAUUCGAGUGUGGUGUGUUUGUGUAUGUACAGAUCGAUUGAGCGUGGUGUGCUUGUGUACAUACAGAUCGAAUAUAUGAAGUUCAAUUUUGCUUGAAGAAA
This is a messenger RNA of Mangifera indica (mango), 18577 nucleotides long. Its product is annotated as golgin subfamily B member 1. The coding region runs from base 221 to 18322 and encodes 6033 amino acids. NCBI's taxonomy places the organism in Eukaryota, Viridiplantae, Streptophyta, Magnoliopsida, Sapindales, Anacardiaceae. The transcript is spliced from 53 exons. The record is from RefSeq and is a predicted model, not a curated record.